This is a messenger RNA of Nicotiana tabacum (common tobacco), 2597 nucleotides long. RefSeq lists its product as uncharacterized. NCBI's taxonomy places the organism in Eukaryota, Viridiplantae, Streptophyta, Magnoliopsida, Solanales, Solanaceae. The record is from RefSeq and is a predicted model, not a curated record.
UUUUUUUCACUAAAAUCACCUAUUCCCUCUAUUUCUAAUCAAUAACUAAGUUCAAAAAAUUUGAAAAAUAUUUCAAAAAUAUAAAUGAAGUUUAUCAUCACCGCUGCCCUCUUCUCGUUAUAGUUGGCCACCAUCCCAAAGUUACUUUUUGCUACCAUCGUGCCUUCUCUGUCACACCGUUGAUCGUCACCAUCCAUCCCUAGGUAAAGAUUUUCAUCGUUGCUGCUCAGCCGCCAUUUCGCCAUUGCUGCUACCAUCUCAUGGAUACUGAGGCUCGAGAUAGGACAUACAUACUGCUUUGGGCAAGUUUUCAUCAAACUUUGGAUGGAACCUUUAUGAUAGAAUUAGGGUAGGAACAACAUUCAAACUGUUUUUAAAGGUUGUCCGUAUCAAGUCAAUUAUCAGAAGAAUUUGUCCAUAGCUUCUGUAAGAAUUUUUCAAUCACUUCUUUGAAAAAAUCAAAUUCCUUUUAGUUUCAUAUAUAUGUUGCCGCUUCAUGUGAAUUUCGAUUGUAUUCGGCAAGGAUAGAUGCUUUUGGUGAUAUUUUUCAUGUGUUGAUUGAAAAAGCUUUCAGGUAUUUAAAAGAAAUGGCUUCUUACAAUAAAUAAUUGAAGUCAGUUUAUCCUUUUAGACUUUAGAUUGGCCUAGCUGAUUUCUGGUUCUUUUAUAAAUUAAGGGAAAUAUUACUCAUCAUCCUGCUUGGUUGAGAGUUGAACUUUUAUGUGGGUAACAUAUGGUGGUCUGAUUUCUAAAUAUACGUUGGAUUAGUAGGAAAAUGGAGAAAAAGAGGGCUGGCACUUUACAUUUAUAUUAGGACAAGUUCAGGUGUUCUCUUCCUUAUUUACUUGACAUCAAUAUUUUUUACUCUUUGGCCUCUGUUUUUUUCAUGUAUAUCCUGAUCGUUUACUGAAUCCCCUUGGCCACUUUAAUUUGUCCCAAAUUGAUUCUCGCGGUAAAAAAAUAAGAAAAUCUAAGAAGAAGAAACACACUUUACCUAGAUCAAGUCAGCUUCCUCCACCUAUACCAAAAAUGAGCCCUCUUCCUAUGCCUCCUCGUCCUUCCAUGUCAGCUUCACAGUCAUCUGACUUUUUCAAAGCCCCUCCCCCAUCUAACUCACUUCAGUAUUACUCCAUGCCUUCUCAUGGUGGCUCAGCUUCGACCACCAUUAAUUUAAUACCCACGCCUCAUUUCCCAGCUUCUUCCCCGCGUGGUCUUGCUAGUCAGAUUGACAUCUCACCACCGAUUGCAUCCUCGAGCCAUCAUAGUAGCCAGCAUGGCGGUUCAUCUUUUGUGCCUCAUACAUCGCCCACUCAAUUAUCAUCUCCAGCAUCAUCCACUCCAAGUAUAUCUAACUUGGAUAUUGGAGGCUCUCACGCAGCUGCAUCCCCAUCUACCAGUACGUCUACAGUUGCUGGUACCGUGAGAUAUUGUAUUGGAGGGACUGUACAGUACAAUCAUCUUCAUCAGCUGAUUAUCAUUCCCCGUGACGUCGGGUUUUUGCCAUCCUUUCAGGCCGCGCAUAUGGUGAUGGAAUCUAUGAAGCCAUUUUUUGACGAGCCAUGGAAUUCUUGGAGACAGAUACUGUACCAGAUCAGAAUGAAUAUGUGGCAAAAAUUUAAGGUUAAGUGCGUAUGGCAGCCAACACUUGAAAAUCUGGUGCAUGAUAACUUCGAGAAGAAAGCACAGAAGCUGAUAACAAAUUCACAUCAUGUUGCUAGGAAAGGUGGCAAAAAGCCUAAUUGGAUACGUGAAGAUGUCUGGAAUCAGCUCUUGGCGAAGUGGAACACCCCUUAGUAGAAGAAGAAGAAGAGUGAACAAGCAAAGUUAAACAGAGCUUCUACUAAGGGUGGAGCAUUGCAUACUGGAGGUUCUAUUAGUUUUGAUGCCCAUCGUUGGAGAAUGGGAAAGGAACGUGGGGGAAAUGUGACUUAUGCUGAGGUCUUUGCAAAGACACACAAGAAGAAGAAGAAGAAGAAGAAGGAUAGCACAAGAGAAGGAUGGAUCGAACCACGUGCUUUAGAGAUAUUUAUAUAAUCCAAACACCAACACUAUAUUAUUUUUCCUUCUUGGUUUAUUUUAUUUAUAUAACGUGUAUUAUUUUUAUUUCAGGACAAGUAUCAUAUUGAUCUUGAUACAUGGCAACAAACUCAACCUGAAGGAGCUUAGCCGACCCCGGAGGAUAUGACUGCAAUUUGGACACAAGCGGCUGGUGGUGUGAAUAAAGGUCGAACCUACGGGAUUGGAGUACAACCAUCCUCCUGUCGUCCACCAACAUCAUUAUUCACUGGGGCAUUAGUUUCCCAAGAAGACAUGAAAUCUAUGCGUCAAAAAGUGGAUCAAAUGUCGCAAGAACUUCAAGAAACUCAGGCUUUGAUUUAAAAAUUGUUAAAAAAGAAAAGCAAGAAAAGAGCUGCAAUGGAGUCUGAAUCUGAGUCUGAGGAGGAGAUUGAAUCUGAAUAGGCUAUUUGAAUGUUUUAGAGUUGAAGUUAGAGACAUGUUUAAUUUAUGUUGUUUGAUAGUUCGGUGUUUCAUUAGUUGAUUGAAUUGUUAUAAAUAUUAUUGUUCGCUUGUGAUAAAUAUUGAAUUUUGGAUUGUUA